This is a messenger RNA of Anopheles arabiensis, 1333 nucleotides long. RefSeq lists its product as uncharacterized. The record is from RefSeq and is a predicted model, not a curated record. NCBI's taxonomy places the organism in Eukaryota, Metazoa, Arthropoda, Insecta, Diptera, Culicidae. The coding region runs from base 67 to 1197 and encodes 376 amino acids. The transcript has 3 exons.
UUCUAGCUCCAAUUCUCUUCAAUUCUCUCGUCCUCGGCAUCCUUUAAAACAGAAAGUUUUUGCAGAAUGAAGAGGAUGCAGGCCUCAAAACGAGCUACGAGAAUACAUCCAAAGCGAGAUCCCCAUUUGGAGACGUUGAUAAACGACUUGGAACGCAAGCUGCAGAAGCCCACGUCGAGCGAUCCGAUCAAUCUGGACAUGACGCACAUCAUCCCCAAACGGCUCUACGACCGGCUGAAACGCAUGGUCCAGCUGCCACCGUACGAUGACCGCGAGUUCGAGGGAAUUCUAGCGGUCCGGCUGCAAGAGCCCGUCACCACGGACCACACCGAACCGAACGGCGAUGACGACAACGACGCCGACAACGACGGGAGCGACUUGGAUCUGCAGACGGAGCGCGACACACUGGACCUGGAGGGGCGCGAACCAGCCCCACCGUUCGAGCUGGUGGUCGAGGAACGGUCGGCCGCCCGGUCGCGCAUCAUCCCGACCGACACGCAGAGCAACUGGAUGGAGGCGUACCUGCGCAAGACGGGCAACGAGCGGAUCCAGUGGCAGACGAAGUACUACCGCACCGACCAGAAGCUGCUGGACAAGCCGCUCUUCCAGCAGAUCGAGGAGCUGAUCGAUCUCGGUGCCCAGGACUUCUCCGAAUGGUUGAAUGGGCUCGGCGCGGAAAAGUCCAACAUCACCAAGGACAUCAUCAAGCAGCUGUUCUCGAUCGAGAUCGAGGACGAGAUGGCCCGGGCACUGCGGGUGGACACGCGGGAAGUUCGCGCCAUCCCGACGGACGUCGCGCGCCACUGGCAGCUGGACCAUAUGGCGCUGCAGAACCGUAUCGCGCAGGUGAUGCGAGCCGACCGGCAAGCGAUGGCCAAGGUUCGACCGCGAAAUGUGGCCUUCGGCCGUACCCUACCGCCAGCCCUUCGCACCACCAGCCGGAUCGAUUCGGCCGACACGAUCGAGCCGGACUUUCCGGACGAGCUGCGGACGCUGCGCAGCCUCUUCCAGGACAUUCGCCACCUGCGCUCGGUGCGCUACCUGAUCGACCAUCUGCGCACCCGGCCGGACAUUCAGCGGCCCCGCUACCUGCUGGACGCCGGCCUCUUCCGGUCGACCCGCGGCGAGCGCCCCGUACCCUUCUACCAGCAGGUGCUGCCGCGGAAAGUCAUCCUCGACAGUGUGCAGCACAAGUAAAUCCGCGGAUGCGAUAAGGCGCCAGCUGAGGUGCCGCGCGUGAUUAUCUGUGAGUGCCGCAGCCACCCAGCAGCACUGAGUGUAGGUUUUGUUGUGUAGUUUAAAUAAAGACAGAGCUCCCUUCGUGCGGGCUCCC